Molecule: messenger RNA, 2237 nt
Organism: Theobroma umbraticum
Lineage: Eukaryota; Viridiplantae; Streptophyta; Magnoliopsida; Malvales; Malvaceae
Product: Chaperone DnaJ-domain superfamily protein
Source: RefSeq, a predicted model, not a curated record
ACGAAGCACUCACUCUCAUGCUAGCAUUUGUUUUAACAAUUUUUUUGAUUCAUUUUCGAAAUUAGAGACAAAUAUUUAACGAAAUUGAAAAUUGAAAAUGGCUUUUUUCUCUGGACUAUUCCGUUACCGGAAAAUUCCUUAUUUUUCAAUUCAAUCAAAUUGUUAUAACUACUCUUUAUGUUCUCAGCUUUUGCAUCCAAGUUUCAAGACUCAGUGGUUCAGCAGCGGAACUGGCUCGGCGACUCAGACUGAGUUCCCUGGAGAGAACGCGUACGACAUCUUAGGAGUUUCCGAGACCAGCUCGUUCGCUGAAAUCAAAGCGUCGUUUCGCAGAUUGGCAAAAGAAACUCACCCGGACCUCGCUGAGUCCAAGAGCGAUUCACCUGCUUCUUCAAACCGUUUCGUCCAAAUCCUCGCCGCUUAUGAGAUUCUUUCGGAUUCCGAGAAGAGGGGGCACUAUGACAGCUAUCUAUUAUCUCAGAGAAAGAUUGGGCAGAAAAAUUCUAGACAAGGUUCAACAAUGUGCAUGUACGCAUCUCAUACAACAAUGAAUAAGCAGAUGGAAGUUGUUGAAUGGUUAAAGUGGUAUAGAUUUGCUAUAAAUGAUGUGGUGUCUCAGAGGAAAGCAGUGGUUGGAACCGGCUAUUUUGAUGUUCUUGAAGCAGAUUUUUAUUCAGCUAUACAUACGGCAUAUUAUGGUCCUGUAAUCGAAUCCAUGGAUCUUCUUCCUGACCGGUUUGAAGCUGAGGAAAGGUCUGUGUAUGAAACUCCUGAGGUGCUGCACUUGGUUUCAGGGCGCAAUCUUUUUGGGAUGGUUUGCCUGGUUGAUAGGGUCCCUGAGCUAUCUUUCACCUAUAAUGAAAAGUUGAAUUCUAUGUCUGCAGCUUCAGUCUUGUCUCAGUCUACCCAAAAUGCUAGAAUUUGCACGAAUGAUGUAAAAGAAAACCAUGGUGGACUUUCUCAGAUUCAAGUCACUGAUAUUAAAAACCAUGCAUCUGAUGCAUAUAAAGAUUUGGAGUUGCACGUAUCUGGAAGAGUGGUAGCUGUGGCCACUAGAAUCCCUCCUAAAAGCUGUUUUGCUGAGAUACAAAAUGAGGAUGUUCAAGACCACAUAGAAGUAUUUCUUACUUUAGAUGAUGACUUCAUGGUUGUUGGCAAUGGAUUGGAUCAUAAGGUGGGAUCUCGAAUUCUGUUGGGAACAAUAACUGGACUUGGAACCAGCCCGGAGGAGGGUUCAUGUUUUGUCUACAAUAGUAGUGGUACAAAAACUCAUGUGAUUAUGAAACAUAGGACAUUGCUGGUAAAGCAUAUGCACUGGUAUCGGAUAGGAGAGGAAGUUUCUGUUUGUGAGUGUAGAUGUAGCAGAGCUCGAUUGCCACCUAGCAGAUAUUGGUUGUUUGAACCUCGCUGUGGAAUGCAUGACAUUGGUGGUUGGUACAUUGAAACUUUUGGCAGGGAUAAGAAAGGCCGGACAGUCGCAUCCCAAAGGUUUUGGGAUGGCUUUGAUGCAAAUGAACAAUUUGAUGAUGUUUCAGGAGACUCCAUCCAGCUAUGUAUUUGCUUGCCCUUGCAUAUAGGACACUAGAUAUUGAAGAUGCAAAAAGAAGGAAGCAGACCAUUAGGGAUAUUGUUGAAGGGAAACUAUUUAGAAUCCUCAAUUUGUGCAAGAAGCUUGUUUAGGAUGGAUGCCUCUUUGGACUUGUGAAGGCUAGAAAUACUUCAUCUCUUAAGAAGCUGAGAUCAAGGAGAGAAGAAAUUCCUCACAUUUGAUCAAGAUGGCAGUAAGAGGGAACUGAUGGCAUUCAAAAAUGUCUGAGGCAUCUAAACUCCUAUGCAGAAAAGGUUGUUCUAAAGAAAUCCUCAACUGGUGUGGCAAAGAUAAAUAGAAAUACCGCUGUAACAAACUAGACAUUCAAUUUGCUGUGCACCUUUUGGAAACUGUUGGUGGCUUUAAAAAUUGACUUAAACUAGCAACAUGGUAAAUGGUUAAAACAUAGGUAUCAAUGCAUGCUCAUUUAUCAGACACUAUGGUCUUUAACAGCAUAAUGUUGAACUGCUAUGAGAGCAUAUUUCACAUCUGAUCAUUUGAUCAAUACGACUUGAGGAUUAAAGCUUGCAGCCGCUAUUGGGACUCCAAGAGCAGUGAAAGUUGCUAGCCAGAGCCCUCCUAGACGAAGGAAAAAGGGCCCUGGUCCCAGUUCGCCCCAUGAAUACAAAGGUCCAUCUUUCAGAGAUGA